CGGACACACACCGUCCGACAGCCGGUGGACGAGCGCAGUUUGUUUUGACCGAACCCAGAGGUUCUUGGGGCGAAGUAAAGAAAAAGCAAAACGAAGAUAGAGACGAUCUUGGAUUAAAUCCUAGACCACUCAUUUUUUAAAGCUGUGAGUAGUUUAUCGGCGCCAAUAUAAGGAGCCCGGACGGGUUUGUGAGCUGGUUGUUCCUCAAAUAAGCAUCGCCGUCAGGGUACCUGUCAGAGGAGGACAGUGACGGAUAUUGUCGCCGACAAUGACCGUGGAGGAUGAACUGACGACAGCCGCAGCGAAGGGACACACGGCAGAGGUGGAGGCUCUGCUGCUGCAAGGGGCUCCUGUUAACGGGGUGAAUAGUUUUGGACGAAGAGCAAUACAGGUGAUGAUGAUGGGCAGCUCGGAGGUGGCUCGGCUCUUACUGACGCGCGGAGCGGAUCCAAACGUUACGGACAAAAGCACCGGCGCGACCCCGCUGCAUGACGCGGCCCGAACGGGCUUCCUGGACACGGUGCAGCUUCUGGUGAAAGCCGGGGCCGACCCGCAGGCCCGGGACAAGGACAACUGUCUCCCGAUUGAUUUGGCCAGACAGAACGGUCACACGGAUGUUGUUGCUGUCCUGGAGACUCUAUAACUAUGUGGCUGUCUUCAUAUGAAACAUUAUUUAAUUCAGUUGGUUCUGAUUGAGAACCGUGAAUAAGGCCCGAAAGGGCCCUAAUUUAUAUUUAUUUGUUUAUUAUUGAACGAAAUGCUUAUAAUAUAGUAGGGUACAACAGGACUUUUAAUGGUCUACUUUUAGAAAUCGGCUUAGGAUUAGAAAUAUUAUUAAAUAACCGCGUUUGGUAAAUGUUCAUACAAUGUUUUUUUGUUUGUUUUUUACUGUUCUUCUGAAAUAUGAAUAUUUUUGCUUAAACUUUUUUUUAAUGAAGAAUUUCUUGAAAGCUAAUUUAGAAGCCAUAACUUGUUGCACAUAUUUGUUUUAUGCACUAUUAUGAAACCAAUACACUGAGAUAUUAUGUCUUUGUAUAAUUGUUUGCACUUUAAUUUAAAAAAGUUAUGGGGAUAGCCUAUAUGAGUUUGAAACACUGUAGGCGAAAGUAAGCAUGCUUCAGGCUGUCAUAAAGGUGAAUUACUGCUUUACACCCAAAUGAAAUAAAGAAAUGACUUAAGGAUAUUCAUUACACUGGGGAGUUUUGAACAUUGUAGUGCAAUUAAAACAUUUGAAACAUA
This is a messenger RNA of Xiphophorus maculatus (southern platyfish), 1239 nucleotides long. It is a transcript of the gene cdkn2, whose product is annotated as cyclin dependent kinase inhibitor 2B. The coding region runs from base 269 to 643 and encodes 124 amino acids. Gene Ontology annotation, molecular function: cyclin-dependent protein serine/threonine kinase inhibitor activity; protein kinase binding. The transcript has 2 exons. The record is from RefSeq and is a predicted model, not a curated record. Gene Ontology annotation, biological process: regulation of cyclin-dependent protein serine/threonine kinase activity; negative regulation of cell population proliferation. Gene Ontology annotation, cellular component: nucleus. NCBI's taxonomy places the organism in Eukaryota, Metazoa, Chordata, Actinopteri, Cyprinodontiformes, Poeciliidae.